Aspergillus welwitschiae is the source of this 1250-nucleotide messenger RNA. RefSeq names its product S-adenosyl-L-methionine-dependent methyltransferase. NCBI's taxonomy places the organism in Eukaryota, Fungi, Ascomycota, Eurotiomycetes, Eurotiales, Aspergillaceae. The transcript has 8 exons. The record is from RefSeq and is a predicted model, not a curated record. The coding region runs from base 129 to 1136 and encodes 335 amino acids.
CGCUUCCGCGGUUCGUGCCUGAACCCUUGUUUUUUGACUGACAGGCGCAGAGUACAUAUUGUGACGGCUAUCAUGAAGUUAAAUAAGUGUUGAAUCCAUGGCUUAAAGUAUGCGAUCCGUCUUCAUUCAUGGUAAUUAGUCACCGAGAUACUGGAACAGCAAAAGUUAUGGAAGACAGUAUAUCAGACUUAGACACAGUAGACUAUGAUAUGGAGCGAGAGACAGAGAGCUUCGAUACUGAGCCCCAUCCGAACCUGUACAGGCAUGGUCGACGCUAUUCCUUGACACGCUUGGAGCAACAUCCGUGGCCGAUUGACGAGUUAGAGAAAGACAGACUAGAGGAACAACACGUUUUGCUUCGUGAGCUGUUCCAGGAUAGAUUAUACCUCGCCCCUAUACAGAGUCCGCGAAGCGUCCUUGAUAUUCGCACUGGCACUGGUUGCUGGGCUAUGGAAUGUGCAGAAAGAUAUCCUUCAUCGACUGUUCGCGGCAUCGACUUAGUAAACAUGCAAGAGGAAUGGGUACCACCAAACUGCGAGUUUUGGGUCGACAACCUUUGUGAACCAGGCUGGCAUACCCAAUACGCAAAUAUUGACUUAGUUCAUAUUAAUCAGAUCCAGGGUGAUCGCCAGCUCUUGUCACUUCUACUCGAGGGAUCAUAUAGUUGCUGCGCUCCAGGCGGGUGGGUGGAGAUAUGUGAUAUGAGAGUUAAACUAGAUAACCCUGGUGAAGACAGCCCAUUCCACAGUUACAUCCGGGAGAUGACCACAGCCCACGCCAGAGAUGGUCGCCAGUUGGAUCUUCCUCUUCAUUUCGGAGCGGAACUCACUCAGCAUGGAUUUACCAACGUCACUCAACAUACUUAUGCUAUACCUCUAUGCACUGCGGGCCACGACGAAUUGACGACAAAAAUCAUUCAAAACUGGGCUGCAGGACUGGAAGGGUACAGUUUCACACUACUGGAAAAGUACCUUGGGAAGAGCUUCGCGGAAACUGUGCUAAUGUGCGCUUCUGCGCGUCGGGCACUAAAGGGCAAGAUUGAGGGAUAUUUGCAAAUGUCGGUGAGCUUCUUGCAUGAUUAUGACACGAUCCUAACCCUUCGCAGACAGGUUGUGUACGGACAGAAACCGGGUUAGUUGAGUUGAAUGACCGAUGAAGACAUAGAUUCCCUGCAUCAUCAGGACAAUAGACUAUGUAGUAUAUAUCUCGUAGCCGCGAUGAUCGCGCUAAUCGACAGAAGACGUUAGGAU